Messenger RNA from Rosa rugosa (rugosa rose), 1771 nucleotides. RefSeq names its product flavonoid 3',5'-hydroxylase CYP75B138-like. NCBI's taxonomy places the organism in Eukaryota, Viridiplantae, Streptophyta, Magnoliopsida, Rosales, Rosaceae. The coding region runs from base 459 to 1595 and encodes 378 amino acids. The transcript has 2 exons. Gene Ontology annotation, molecular function: iron ion binding; oxidoreductase activity, acting on paired donors, with incorporation or reduction of molecular oxygen; monooxygenase activity. The record is from RefSeq and is a predicted model, not a curated record.
ACUAUAUUGAUCCCAUAGCCACAAAGAAUCUGAGAUGACCGCUCACAUUAAUGCUAAUAAAACUAAUGUGAUCGAGGCCCUCUCACUCACUCUCACAUUAGCUUAAAUUGUCUACUCCAGUCCUAAUCUUCCAGCACUUUCGAUCUAGUCAUGGAAUCCGAUUCCUAUUACGCUUCCUUAUCCUCAUUCUGGUCGGAAUCCGAUGCCGGAAGCAGCGGAGUGAGCGGACCUUGGAGCGUGGUCCUCACGCUCUCCCUCGUUAUCCUUUGGUGCUCGUGGCUCUACUACAAGAGAUCAGACUCUAACUCGCGGCUGCCGCCAGGUCCCCCUCCGUCGCCCGCGAGGUCCUCAAGGACCAUGACGUCAUCUUCGCCAACCGCGACGUCCCCGCCGCGGGCCUGGCCUCCUCGUACGGCGGAUCCGACAUCGUGUGGACCCCGUACGGCCCGGAGUGGCGGAUGUUGCGGAAGGUCUGCGUGCUCAAGAUGCUCAGCAACACCACGCUCGACUCGGUCCACGAGCUGCGGCGGAACCAGGUCAGGCGAACGGUCGGGUUAUUCUACAGUCGGGUCGGGUCGCCGGUGGACGUGGGCGAGCAGAUGUUCCUGAACGUGCUGAACGUGAUCACCAACAUGCUGUGGGGCGGGACGGUGCAGGACGAGGCCUCCGGGCUCGGGGCGGAGUUCCGGCAAGUGGUAUCGGAGGGGACGGAGCUGCUGGCGAAGCCGAACGUUUCGGACUUUUAUCCGGGUUUGGCCCGGUUUGACUUGCAAGGGGUGUUCAAGCAGAUGGAGGGUUUAGGGAAGAGGAUUGAUGCGAUAUUCGAGAGAGUGAUAGAUCAACGGCUGAGGAUGGAGAAGGAAAGCGCGAAGGAGGAGGGGAGUAAAGAUUUUUUGACUUUUUUACUGCGGUUAAAAGAGGAGGGAGAUUCCAAGACGCCGUUUACUAUGACUCACCUCAAAGCCUUGUUUAUGGAUAUGGUUGUGGGCGGGACGUACACAUCCUCCAACACAAUUGAAUUUGCAAUGUCGGAAGUUCUGAACAAACCAGAAGUGUUACAAAAAGUCCAGCAAGAAUUAGAAGCAGUAGUUGGCAAAAACAGCGUUGUAGAAGAGUCUCACAUUCACAAGCUACCGUACUUAUAUGCUGUGAUGAAAGAAACACUGCGUUUGCACCCAGCCCUGCCUCUAUUAGUCCCACAUUGCCCAAGUGAGACAUGUACUGUGGGGGGUUAUACCAUUCCAAAGGGGUCUAGGAUUUUUGUUAAUGUUUGGGCUAUACAUAGAGACCCUUCUAGUUGGGAAAACCCAUUGGAGUUUGAUCCAACUAGAUUCUUGGAUGGUAAAUGGGAUUACAGUGGGAGUGACUUCAAGUAUUUUCCUUUUGGGUCCGGGAGAAGAAUAUGUGCAGGGAUAGCAUUGGCUGACCGGAUGGUGAUGCAUUCGCUUGCUACACUGCUGCAUUCUUUUGAUUGGAAAUUGCCACAGGGUGAGAAGUUGGAUCUUUCGGAGAAGUUUGGUAUUGUAUUGAAGAAGAAGAUAUCUUUGGUUGCCAUCCCAACUCCAAGGUUAUCAGAUCCAGCACUCUAUGAGUAGCCGACAAAGUGCUUUGUGAUGUCAACUUCUGUUAGGGUUAAUUUGGGCCUAAGACCGUACAUAUUUCUACUCAUGAUGUACGUACUGAAUCUACUUUGGUGAUUGGAGCAAAUUAUACUCUAUACUAAAAGGCAAAUUCUAAAUUACUGUUCAUUACUGCUUAAUAAAAUAGUGAU